GGAAGAUAUAUCUACCGCAACCAGCUUGGCCAGACAUAUCAUAAGUACGACGAUGUCGCAACGUAUCUCAGUCCAACAAACUUCAUUCCAAGACGGCUAUUGGUUCAAGCAACCACGGAUGUCUUCCAGAACCAGAUGAAAACAGGUGAUUGGCGCCGGACCACGAUCAAAGGAUCAGUACCUUUCGUGCUGAAGGUAGCAGAAUGGGCUCUACGGCCAUCGAAUCCGGAUGAGAAUGGGAAAACGCCAAUCUUCGGAAUCAUCUUGACCUUCCUGAGGAUUCUCCUCGUUGCGUUCCCGCUUCAGAUCAUGCUCGUGUUGCCGACUACUGCUUCCUGGGACAAUGGAGAAAUCAAGGACAACUAUACGGAUUUUCCGGGGUAUCACUGGAAAUGGCCGAAAUACGCAAUCAACCCACUCGACAUGAAGCCUGAUGAAGCCUCCUUGGAAAUGCUUACCAAGAAGAGUAUCUCAUCCAGGAAACGACUUCUUCGCCCUCGACAGUUGAUCAUUUUGAAAGAUGGCGAAUGGGCACUUGAUCCCAACCCCGCCAAAGACAUCUCCUACCUCUUCAUCAGCUACACAAAUCUCCAUUUCAACACCGACAACUCCGAAGAAGGACGACAUAUGGUCGAAAAGAUGGCCGAAUUCGCAACGCUCAAAGCUGGGAAGACGGCAUACUGGCUCGACUACAGAUGCCGCGCCCCAAAAGACCAACAAGAGCUCCUUGAUGCCGAUGUCUACCGCAUGUGCGACGUGAUCCGCGGUUCCUACCAAGUCGUCGUGAUGCUCAAAGCCAACACGCCAGAACUGAAAAUGGAAUGGGGAUCUCGUAUGUGGACAUUACCUGAAGCGCUCCUUGCCCCAGGCGACGGCGUCUACUUCUGCACUCCCACAAAUCCUAGCUCAGACGACUACUCCGUUUACUCGAUGCGCAAAGUCGAGAUGACCGGCUCAGUCUGGGAAGACCCCGACACCGAAGGUGACGAUGGUGGUCCUACCAGAUUGCUCGCAGAGCACUUCACCGGCCUCCUCACCCUCUCCCGCCUCGAAAUCCUCUCAAACAGCAUCGCCGCUCUCGGAAACCGGUUCCCCGCAAAAUACGUCCCCUACUCGAAAUCCGACAUCGCGUACGCACUCAUGGGGCUUUUGAACUACCGAAUUGAAAAGGCAGAGUCCGACACGCUGUUCCAAUCCAUCGCCCGCUUGUCACUCGCAAAUGAUUCAGACCAUUUGAUUGAGCGCAUGAUCUGUCUCUUCCCCGAUCCACACAACACGUCCGCCUCAGCCUUCCAGAAACUCGCCGAGCCAGACCUCUUCCAAACGCAUCUCUGGGAUAUCACACCAGAAUGCCAAGUCGUCGGCGUCGCAGACGAAGACAACACCGUUAUGAUCGACAACUGUCGCGCCCUCUCCAUCCGCUGGAAGAACUUCCCCCGCAUGGCAGUAGUCCGACACUACGGCUUCAAGAAACUCCUCGCUGAGCUCUUCGUCGCCUCGGGAGCAUGGUGGUUCCUAUUCGGCUUCAACCUCACCAUAACCUACGCGCCAUUCUACGCCUUCCCAUCCACACUCUCUGGCACCAAGCUCCUCCUCGCGCUGGAGAUCCUCGUCGGAGGCUUCUUCGGCGUAGGCGUGCUGCUCAGUUUCUGUGGUCCGUUUUCGGUGCGGAGAUUAUAUGGCGGCCAGGUGUUGCAGAGUAGUCCGAAUUUGAUCGGAUUUGAAGGCGUGCUCCCGUUGAAGAAGUUGGAGCCGCUCAUCUUUGGGAACAAUAACGGGAGGUUGACGUAUUCUCCCUCGUCCACGCCGUUCAGCUAUCACUACCGCGACUCGCGCGAGCGCGUCGGGCUGGAGCCUGCUUGGAUCACGAACUCCAUCUCCAACCCUGCUCUCCUCACCGAAAUUCGGGACAAGCUGCCGGAAGGACAUAAGUUAUUUACGUUGGUUGAUACGGGGAGUCUAUCGGUUUGCGUGUUCUCGGCGGAAAGACCGCCGACGGUGGCGCUGCUUGCGGGCAGAGAGGGAGGGAUGUUGAGGGCAGUGCUGUGUAGUUGGCGUUUUGGCAAUGAUUGUUUGGUUAAGGAGAGUGUGGUGCGGAUGCCGAGUGAUGUUUUCGAGGCGGCAAGUGCUAAGAGCUGGCUCAAAGUGUGCUUG
This is a messenger RNA of Hyaloscypha bicolor E, 2154 nucleotides long. RefSeq lists its product as uncharacterized. The annotation marks the transcript as partial. NCBI's taxonomy places the organism in Eukaryota, Fungi, Ascomycota, Leotiomycetes, Helotiales, Hyaloscyphaceae. The record is from RefSeq and is a predicted model, not a curated record. The transcript has a single exon.